Molecule: messenger RNA, 375 nt
Organism: Suillus subaureus
Lineage: Eukaryota; Fungi; Basidiomycota; Agaricomycetes; Boletales; Suillaceae
Product: histone H3
Exons: 4
Cellular component (GO): nucleosome
Molecular function (GO): structural constituent of chromatin; protein heterodimerization activity; DNA binding
Source: RefSeq, a predicted model, not a curated record
AGGCCCCCUCGUAAGCAACUCGCAACCAAGGCCGCUAGGAAGACCGCCGCUGCCGCCGCCACUGGUGGUGUAAAGAAGCCCCAUCGUUUCCGCCCUGGUACUGUUGCCCUCCGUGAAAUCAGGAGGUACCAGAAGUCUACCGAGCUUUUGAUCAGGAAGCUCCCCUUCCAGAGGCUCGUUCGUGAAAUCGCGCAGGACUUCAAAACCGACUUGCGCUUCCAAUCCUCCGCUGUUAUGGCUCUUCAGGAGGCCGCUGAGGCCUACCUUGUGUCACUCUUCGAGGACACCAACUUGGCUGCUAUCCACGCCAAGCGUGUGACUAUUCAACCUAAGGACCUUGCCCUUGCUCGCCGUCUGAGAGGCGAGAGGUCUUAA